ACCAUCGAGUUCAGAGCUUGCGAAACAUUUACCACACUGCAGAACGACCAUGCUCGGUCAAUGUCACUCACACCCUCUAGAAAAGAUGAUGUAGCCUAGAUUAAUCCUCUUGGUUCCAAAAUCCCUUCACAGUGGACACAAGUCGGAAAUGGCGUCUUGUGGCAGAUGCAGAGCUUUCGUCCUGAUUGUAAGGGCAAUUUGUGGACAACCAUGGAGCAGGCUCGCUGUGGCACAGUCAGUAGUGUGUCACACAAGGACAAUAGCUACCUCCACAAGGACUUACUCACGGGAGCCGAUCUCCUCGGUACAGUGGAAGACUAAGAGCACGUCCGGGAGAGACGAGCGGAUCUCUCCGUCUUCGGGGCUUACACAGAGGAACCUGUCUGCCGUGGCCGCAUCUCUGAAAGGGCAGUACCGGCCACACUGCAAAUAUGACUACCUGGACCUAGGCGACGUUGAUGUUAACACAGCCAAAGCUAAGGGGUGUACAUCGCCAAGAUGGUUCUUAACGAAUCCAGAGUUGGCUAGAUUGGUGGCGGAUCACAUAUCAAGAGAUAUAGAGGAUGAGAAGUCUGUCAUAUUGGAAUGUGAUCCAGGUCCUGGCGUGCUGACAAAGUCACUGUUAAACAAUGGAGCACAGAGGGUGGUUGCCUUGGAGAGUGCCCAGACCUUCCUGCCAGACCUGCAUGCUCUGGAGAACCAACUGGAUGGUCAGCUGAAGGUGGUAAACUGUAACUUCAAGACGGACGGUUUGGGCAGAAAGAGCAAGGAGAUGGAGAAGCUCUUCACUGACUUAGGCAUCUCCGAGAUGCCCUGGUCUGCAGAUUUUCCGGUGAAAGUGGUUGGCAUUUUGAACACCCAUUACAAGGAGCAGAAUUUCGCACUCUUCAAGCUGGUGCACUCUAUUUUAGAGAGGAGGUCCAUCUUCCGCUACGGCCGCGCCGAGCUCCUCGUGUUCAUUAGCGAGAAGGAUUACAUGAGAAUGAUGUGCAAGCCUGGAAAGGCUAAGCAAUAUCAGUCCUUUGGAGUGCUGUGGCAGAUCGCCUGUGACAUUGAGCUGCUGCAUAAGGAACCUUGGUCCUCUUUCGUUGCAACAAAGACCCCUGGACAGAGAAUAGCAAAGAAACCUGAAAUACCCAACGACCACAUGUGCCUGGUACGAAUGACUCCUCGCAAGGAUUUGUUCUCGUCGAUCUUCACCCCCAAUAACAGCAGCACAUUAGUGAUGAUGGUGAAACAGUUGAUGGCCAGGAGAACGAUUCGGCUGCUGGAGAAACUGGACUUGUGGUGCCCUGGCAAGGGGUCAACGCUGAUGGGCCAAGUGGGACUGUUUGAAGACGUGCUGACGGGCCAGGUGUACCCCCACGAGUACAAGCAGCUGUUUGAGCUCAUGGAGCUGGCCCAGGAGUCCAACAAGCACUGGCUGUAUGAGGAGAUUUUGGAAAGCUGCAGGGAGACCAACUGACGCAAACACAUGCACAUACGCUCCAGGCCAUCUUCAAGUUCUGAGCUGAACUGUUCUUCAGUAUUGUCACUGUGGUUGCGGAGGGAGGAAAGCAGGAUGGUGAAGAUGCUUUCUGUGAACUUUUGUCUGUGACAUUUACACCUUCAUCUGCCAAGUGUACCAAGAAGCUUAAAAACAUACAAACUCAUGUCUCACUGUCUUACUCACAUCGGCUCAUCUCAUCGGAUAUCUAUUUUGGUCAAGUUUUUUUUGCUGAAUUAAAGUAACUAAAUUUACCAUUCUGGCUUGUUGUAUACAUCUGUAUAUCUGUGGCUGUUAUCCACAUAAAGCUCUUAAAAGUUUAGCAUAUGUUUUGAAGAAGAACACACACAGUAGGUUUAAUAUUUAAUAUUUCUGCCCCCAGUGAAGGAAUGUUUUAAAGCUGUAAAAUUGGAGUCAAUACUAAAUGUAAAGAUUUAUGAAACAGAAUCAUACCUCAGAUCAAUGUCUGUCAUCAUGACAUAUGUGAAUUUAAACAUAUGAAAUAAUUUAUGAUAGAAAGUGAUUCGUCAUUUUUAAUACUUAGACUUGGGUGUUAAGCAUGUUACUGCAUAUGAUGAAGCUGUACUGCUUUCCCUCCCUGUCUUUGGCAGUAAUUGUAUGUUGGAAGUAUUUUUGCAAUAAAAAAAUGGUUUGUACUAA
This is a messenger RNA of Sardina pilchardus (European sardine), 2146 nucleotides long. RefSeq names its product transcription factor B2, mitochondrial (gene tfb2m). The record is from RefSeq and is a predicted model, not a curated record. The coding region runs from base 149 to 1465 and encodes 438 amino acids. Gene Ontology annotation, biological process: rRNA methylation; transcription initiation at mitochondrial promoter. The transcript is spliced from 9 exons. NCBI's taxonomy places the organism in Eukaryota, Metazoa, Chordata, Actinopteri, Clupeiformes, Clupeidae. Gene Ontology annotation, cellular component: mitochondrial matrix. Gene Ontology annotation, molecular function: rRNA (adenine-N6,N6-)-dimethyltransferase activity; mitochondrial transcription factor activity.